AUGGCCGGUGACGCUGCCAGCAGUGCUGCUGCAAAAAAAUGUGCCGAUAUAUUGGUAGAUAAAGUAACAAAGGAACUUCAAUAUUUGUGUUGUUACGAGAGAUAUACAGCUGACUUUGAACGGAAAAAAAAAGAUUUGUCAGCUGCAGUGGAGAGUGUGGACGUGAAGAUAAGUGAAGCCAAAAGAAGAAAUGAGACUCAAAUUGAUCCUAUAGUUAACCGCUGGGUUGAAAAAGCCAACGACCUUAUAAAACCGGUAACAAGACCAAAGAAAUGGUUUGGUUUCUGUAAUGAUUGGUUUUCUCAGUGUCUACUCGCGAAGGAAUUAGAGAGCAUGACUAAAGAGAUGGCAGAAAUGAUGGAGAAAGCUGAGAACUUUUCACAAGUUGCACAUGUUGCUGAACGUCCCGGCAUGGAAUUCUAUUCACAAGAGUUUAUGCAUUUCAAGAGUAGAAACUCAGUUCUUGAACAACUCAGGGAGGAGCUGAAAGAUGACAAUAAUUAUAGGAUUGGAUUGCAAGCAAUGGGAGGAUCGGGGAAAACCACAAUGGCAAAAGCAGUUGGGAAGGAAUUUGAAAAUUCAAAGGCAUUUGAUAAAGUUAUCUUUAUUGAAGUGCCCAACCCUGUUGAUGAAAAAAAGAUUCGAGAUGAAAUUGCAAAGAAAUUGGAAUUGAAGUUAGAGGAUGACAAGGAUUUAACAGAACAAAUAUGGAUCCAAAUUGCGGAUGCUGGAAAUGUACUCAUAAUACUUGAUGAUGUCUGGGAAGAGCUCAAACUUGAGAACAUAGGGAUUCACCAUGGCAUCCGUACCCAAGGUCGUUGCUGUGUGUUGCUAACCACAUGUUAUGAGACAGUUUGUAGAAGAAUGAGCUGCCAAAAGAUCAUUAAACUAGGGGUCUUACCUGAGGAAGACGCAGUGAAUCUUUUCCUACGUCAUGCCACUGAAAGUGGGAAGGAUUGUCCUAAUAAAUUGAAGUUGUUGGCAUCAAAAGUUGUGAAUGAAUGUGGAAACUUACCAGUCCUAGUUGUGGCAGUAGCAAGAACCUUUAGAAACUGGGAUCCAAAUGAAUGGGAGGAUGCCUUUGCAGCAAUAGAAAAAGAUCCAUCCUUAAGGCAUGGGAAUAAUGAUGAAGAAGCAAAAAAGUUUUAUAAUUCUUUGAAAAUAAGCUUCAAGUGUCUAGAUACAAGAGCUCAGGACCUCAUCCUGAUAUGUUCUUUAUUCCCAAGAGCUUAUGAAAUACCUAUAGAGCUUUUAAGCAGAAUUGCUAUAGGUUUAGGGCUUUGUGAAAAUGUUGGCAGCUACUACAAAGCAAGAAGUGAAGUGCUUUCAAUCAAAACCACACUCGUACGUUCUGCUUUAUUGUUGACUACAAAAGAAGGAUGUGUAAAGAUGCAUGAUGUGAUUCGUGAUGUGGUCCAACAUAUAGGAGAUGAAAAGAUUCAAGUAAUCAUGGAUUCUAAAAGUCAAUUGAAGCAGAAUAUAAAAUAUUCAUCCUGGAUGAUAGAUGAAUUUUUCAACUCUUUUAAGAGCAACAAUCUUGAGGUUCUUUUAGCAUGGGUAAAUGCAAAUCGUUCUUUGGAAGUUCCUGACACAUUCUUUGGAGGCAUGGAGGGACUUAGAGUUUUGCUUUUGUAUUCUGAGGUUGAGUUUGGGAGAAAAUUGCACUUAUCACUACCAAAAUCAGUUCAUUCACUUGAAAAUAUCCAAACGCUAUCCCUGGCAAAUUGGGAGUUGGGUGAUAUAUCUAUUUUGCAAAACCUGAGAAAACUCCAAACUCUUGAGUUGACAAAUUGUUCAAUUAGUGAAUUGCCAAAUGAAGUUAGCCAACUGGAGAAACUGAGGUUGCUAGGCUUGGUAGAUUGUUCAAUUGAAAAGAAUAACCCAUUUGAAGUGAUUGGGAGAUGCGUGAAACUUGAAGCAUUGUAUUAUGUUUCAAAUCAUGACACUCUUAAAAUCAAUCCAAAGCCUUCUAAAAUUAUAGAUCUCCAUCAAGAAUUUGGAAUAUAUCAUGUAGAAGGCAACUACUCCUUCCAGCGUUCUUUUCAAUUGGAUGCUUCAAUAAAAAGAUAUUUUAGUUCAACCAAUUUAGAAGGGAUCUUGUCUGAAAGCACAGUCAAAUCCCUAGUAGCAAGAGCAGAGAUUCUCGAGUUAACAGAAUGUAAUGAAGCAAGAUGGGCAAAUCUCAUUCCUGACAUGGUUCAUCCUAAAGAAAAUGAUGGCAUGAAUGACUUGCUUAGGCUUUCUUUGGAAUCUUGGCCUGCAAUACAAUGCCUCAUCAAUACAAGUGGCAUUCAAUCUAAUGCAACCAUCUUCUCCAACUUAGUUGAGCUGCGACUUUAUAAUAUGCAUGUGAGGGAAUUAUGUCAUGGCCAUCCUCCUAAUGACUUUCUCAAACAACUAGAGAAGCUAGACUUAAAUGAUUGUGGUGAACUAGAUGGCACAUUAUUUAAGGGCAAGCUAGAGCUAAGUAAUCUAAAGUCUAUAGCAUUAAAUGCUUGUUCAAUGACAUGUCUUUUCCACUUACCUGCAGCUCAGAGUCUAAGGCAAUUGGAAAAUUUACACAUAGAGGGAUGCUCAAAGUUGAAAUGCCUAAUAAGUGAUGAUGUGAAAUCAACAGAGCAGAAAGUGGAUGAUCAUCAAGAUCCUAAUCAAAAGAUCCACCACUUGAUGUUCCCGAAAUUGAAGUUUUUCAAGGUUGAAGAAUGUCAUGCAUUGAAAUUUAUAUUUCCAAUUUUUCCUUGCAAAGAGCUAGAAAGUGUGAUAAUCGAUGGUUGCAAUGAGCUAAGAUACAUAUUUGGACAAUGCUUAGAGGAGGGAGGAAUGUAUCAAAUGGAAAAAGAAAUCAUACUCCCCUUACUACAACAAAUAGAUAUUGCAAACGUACCAAAAUUCGUCAACAUCUAUCCAGAACAUUAUCUCCCACAGCCCUCCCAGGUGCAGAAAUCAUGGGACCCUCUAUGCUGUUUAUCUUCAAAAGCAAGUGCCUUAAGUAUAGAUGAACCAUCUUUUUUCAAGGGCAAUCAACUGGGCCAUACUCAGGCAUUAAAGGAGAAACAUCUUGGUAGAGCUGAUGGACUUUUUACACCUCCAUUAUAUCCAUACAAGAAUUUGAGAAAGAUGAGUAUAGAGGGAUUUUCUGAAUUGAAGUCACUUCUUACCCUAUCCAUUGCCUCAUCAUUGAAACUGUUGGAAGAAUUGACAAUAAGCGAAUGUGGUGAAAUGGAACAUAUAGUAACAGAUGAGGGGCAUGUUUACAAUCAUAUGAAUGAUUGUUUUAUCUUUUCCAACUUAAAGGAGCUUGAAGUCUUCAAUGCUGAAAAGUUGAAAUAUGUGUUUGGAAAAUGUCAUUCCAAUCAGUGGCAUAAUGUUCAUAUCGAACUUAACCUCCUGAAUCUCAAAAGCCUAUGCCUUCAUGAUGUGCCAAAUAUGGAAAAAGGGAAAAAAGAAUUCACAUGUUUGUAUUUAACCAAGGCAUCCAAAGAAAAGCACGUGCCAAGUACAGCUCAAGGAUAUUUUCCACUACCAUUAUAUCAAUCCAAUUUGAGAAAGAUUGAGAUAACUGGAUUUUCCAAGUUAACGUCACUCUUUACCAUAUCCAUUGCCACGUCACUGAAGUUCUUGGAAACAUUGUAUGUCAAGCGGUGUGACAUGCUGGAACAUAUAAUAACAGACGAGGGGGCUAAUAGUCAGGGUCAUGGGAAUGUGCACUCUAUCUUUCCCAACUUACAGAAAAUUCAUGUUUGGAGCUGUAACAAUUUGGAAUAUGUAUUCCCAGCUUUUUAUUCAAAAGACUUUAGGGAGUUGGGAUCUGUGAGCAUCCAGAAGGCAGAAAAGAUGAAAUAUGUAUUUCGAGAAUGUCAUCUUGAUCAAAAUCAUAAUGUUCAGAGUAAACUUAAUCUCCCAGCCUUGAAGACAAUAUACCUUGUAGAUUUACCAAAUAUGGUUAGUAUUUGCACAGAAAACUAUUACGUGGAGGUAUUACAUCUAGAAUAUAUUAGAAUUGAAGGAUGUCUACGGCUUGUCCAAACUUUUAUAGAUUUCUUGGUUGGUGGACACAAAAGACAGGAAGAUCUCUCAAGGAGAAAGGCAUUAUCUUUCAAGGAGAAAGGUAAGGCACUUUCGAACUUGCAAGAGUUACCUGAUUUAAGCGACAUCUACGUGGGAUCUAAAAACUCUCUGAGCUUUAGGAACCUCUCUGGGCUAACAUUGGUAGGAUGCAAACAAUUGAAGUUCAUACUAUCCGCAUCUACCACAAGAAGCAUACCAGAAUUGAGAAGUCUAUUUAUAUCAGACUGUGAAGAGCUGGUGAGCAUGAUUGAGGAUAAUGAAGAGAAUCAGAAACAUCCUUUAGAUUUGCAUCAACCAUGUUUCCCAAAGCUAUGCAGAAUUCGAGUGAAGCACUGUAAGAAGUUGAAAUGCCUAUUCUCUAUCUCCACAUGUGCUAAACUUCCAUGUCUCUUGCUGUUGGAGAUAGAAGAUGCUCCUGAGCUCGCGCAGGUAUUUGAAUGGAAGCAGAGUGCGCCACAAGAUUUGGUCAUCAAAGAUGUGCUUCCAAAUUUACUUGCACUAAGACUGGUAGAACUACCAAGUCUUCACACUAUCUAUCAUGGAAUUGAUUUCCAAACUGUGAAAAUCCGUGUUGUGCAAGAUUGUAACAAUAUCCCUUCAACUAAUGUCAGCUCCUCUGAGAUAUCUAAUUAUGUCAAUUAUUCGUUGACACAAGAAAAGAGGAACUUUGAGGAUGACCAUGACUUCGUCUACACAUGCCAUAUUAUUUACAGCUGGGCUGACGAGAGUGAAGAGCCAUCCAAUGAGGCUGUUGAAAAAGACUCCGCAAUACAAAAGCAGAGAACUAGUUCACCAAAUUUGAUAGAGAUUGAAGAAGAGGGAUCACAAGAUGUUGGAAAUGACUCAGCAAUGCCCCAACAGAGCAAUGGUUCUCCAAAUUUUGAAAAUAGUACUAAGAUAUCAACAAAUGAAAUUGUUGAAGAACAAGUUCCUACUUCAACUACAGCAACAACUCCACCAUUAAAGUCUGAUAGGGUUGAUGCAUAA
Neltuma alba is the source of this 5055-nucleotide messenger RNA. RefSeq lists its product as uncharacterized. The transcript has 9 exons. NCBI's taxonomy places the organism in Eukaryota, Viridiplantae, Streptophyta, Magnoliopsida, Fabales, Fabaceae. The record is from RefSeq and is a predicted model, not a curated record. Gene Ontology annotation, molecular function: ADP binding. The coding region runs from base 1 to 5055 and encodes 1684 amino acids.